Molecule: messenger RNA, 5598 nt
Organism: Oncorhynchus mykiss (rainbow trout)
Lineage: Eukaryota; Metazoa; Chordata; Actinopteri; Salmoniformes; Salmonidae
Source: RefSeq, a predicted model, not a curated record
GCACACACGCACACACACACACACAUUCUCCCAUUACACAUUCUCUCUCUCUCACACCCACACACCACCAGCCGUCUUUCUUCAGUUCGGGUCACGAUCUGGCAGUCGUUCGCCUUGCUUAAGGAGUGUCAUAACUUGUCCAUUUAACAAUUACUCCACAGUCCAUUUGUCAUCGACUUACUUCGGCCCUCACUGCUAGGGCUACCACUCCCCUCUCACCAGCACCAGCCAGUCAACACGGGACCGAGAGUCAACACAUUUCUAUAACUGUUACUCAGUCGUGGUUAAAAACGUCCUGUAAAACAAGGGCAUAAACCUGUUCUCCAAGAAAAGUGGGAUUUUUAUGUAGCGUGGCGUUCAUUGAAAUGUCAGACCAGGGAGACAGUGUGUGCUCUUGCUCUCUCUAAAAUGAUAUCACUGUGUUCCCGUUUUUAUUGUCGGGCCGCACACUCCUAGGCGGCAACCUUUUCCCUUUAGUCGUCAGGCCGGGAUGUGUUUUACAGCUGUCGGAUGACAGGUGUUGUCACUAUGUUCCCGCCAGGCCUCAGUCUCCGUUAGCGUUCCAACAGAACGUUCCCCCAUGGCAGUUUGUCACUCAUGUUCCAUCUGCAGAAUCCUUCCUUCCCUGACACAUUCGGAGAAUUUCGAGACAUUCUUCAAAUUCCUCACACUAUUUUGACAGUUAAGGUUAUUGUUUUACAGAUUCUAUAUCAAAAGCUUGCAGGUGGAAAAAGCUUUUGAAGGUGUACAGAGAGCUUCCAGGCUUUUAGUCGGCUAAAAACGCAUUUAUACUGACACAUUAUUCAAGACGCAGAGAUAUAACCUCAGUUAUUUAAAACAUUUAUUUUUUUAUUCAACCAGGCAAGUCAGUUCAGAAUCAAUUCUUAUUUACAAUGACAGCUUACCAGGGAACAGUAGGUUAACCGCCAUGUUCAGGUUGCAGAACAACAGAUUUUUACCGUGUCCUCUCAGGGAUUCAAUCCAGCAACCUUGCGGCCCAACGCUCUAGCCACUAGGCUACCUGCCACCCGAGGACCAAAGAAAAACCAAUGAUGACAAAGCAGGUAAAACAUUCUGUCUCUAAAGGUUAGGCUUUUGAGUUGUGCUGUUGUUGUGAGAUCUUUAGGCGUUGGACAUUGCACCUUCCUCUCGUAAUCAAGAACCAUGAGACACGCAUGGUAGAUUCAUGUUUACUGUACAUGUAGCCAAUAAGAAUGAGUUAUAUAACUCAUUAUGAGCAGGUGUAGUUAGGCGAACUCUCUCUGCAACUCCAGCUGCAGUAUCCCCCGCUACUCACUAGACUACCCGCGGAGCUCUUUUUCUAAGGUCUAAGGAUUCAGAGUAGAAUACUUUGCUGUCUCUGGCAUUGUUUCUGUCUGGGUGUAUGAUUGUUUUGUUCUGUUUUGUCUGAACCCCAGGAAGAGUAGCUCUGGAUAAAGUAACAGCUAAUGGAAAUCCAAAUACAAUUCUGUCUCUCUCGUCUCUACUUCGUUGUUUUUGUGUGGGUGUAUAUGAUUGCUUUGUUUUGUGAUUUGAGUGGACCCCAGGAUCCAGGAAGAGUAGCUGUACCCAAAUGAACAAAUACAAUCUUUUCUCUCCAGUCUCUACUCCAGCGUACGCAGCCAUCCUAUCAGGAGAAGAAAAAAAACAGACCUUAGAUCAGUCUGGUGAAACUUCAUCCAACUGCAUGUGUGUUUGCCUGACUGGAAAGCCUGAUGGAGACCCUGCUAGUUUACCUGAUGGUCGUUGGCAUGGCUGUAAAGGCCCACAAGGUCCAGCUGUGCCCAAAACGCUGUGUCUGCCAGAUGCUCAACCCCAACCUGGCAACCCUCUGCGACAAGAAGGGCCUCCUCUUCGUCCCGCCAAACAUCGACCGGCACACCGUCGAGAUGCGUCUGGGCGACAACUUCGUCACGAGCAUCAAACAGCGGGACUUUGCCAACAUGACCAAGCUUCAGGACCUGACGUUGUCUCGGAACACCAUCGGUUCCAUCUCGCCUCACGCCUUUAAAGAUCUGGAGAACCUCAGGGCCUUGCACUUGGACAGCAACCGUCUGACGAGGCUCACCAACGACACCUUCAGUGGGAUGUCCAAACUUCACCAUCUCAUUCUUAACAACAACCAACUAAUUCAUAUCCACAUUGGGGCCUUCAAUGAUCUCACGGCUCUAGAGGAGUUAGAUCUGUCCUACAACAACUUGGAAAGCACCCCCUGGGUGGCCAUCCAGAGAAUGACCAGCCUCCACACCCUGGGCUUGGACCACAACAUGCUUAGCUACAUCCCUAUAGGAACCUUCUCCGGCCUGCAGAAGCUCAAACGGCUGGACGUCACCUCCAACAAGCUCCAGAAGCUUCCGCCAGACCCUGUGUUCCAGCGGGCUGGGGUUCUGGCCACGUCAGGAAGCAUGGGCCCGUCGUCAUUCGCGUUGAGUUUUGGGGGGAACCCACUGAGGUGUAACUGUGAGCUGCUGUGGCUGAGGAGGCUGAGGCGGGAGGAUGAUCUGGAGACGUGUGCAGCUCCGCAGCACCUGGCUGGACGGUACUUCUGGACCGUGUCUGAAGAAGAGUUCCUCUGUGAGCCGCCUCUCAUCACCAGACACUCCCAGGAGCUGCGAGCGCUGGAGGGUCAGAGUGUAGCUCUGCGCUGCAAGGCCAGGGGCGACCCAGACCCCAUCAUCCACUGGAUUGCGCCAGACGGCCGGCUCAUGUCCAAUUCCUCCCGGGCCGUGGUGCACAGUGACGGGACUCUGGACAUCCUCAUCACCACUGUGAAGGACUCAGGCUCCUUCACCUGUGUCGCCUCCAACCCGGCCGGGGAGGCUCAACAAACUGUGGACCUGGUGAUCGUCAAACUCCCACACAUCACCAACAGUACUGUGAAGAAGGAACCGAACCCAGGUUCUUCUGAUAUCGCCACGGUAAUGAAGACGGGUGAUGGUGGGGAGGGCGGAGGCAUGGUGCCACUGGGAAACACGAAGACGAGCCAGGAGAAGAAGGUGGUGAUCACUGAGGCAACGUCUACCUCCGUCCUGGUCAGGUUCAACUUCCAGAGGAGUAUACCAGGCAUCCGAAUGUUCCAGAUCCAAUACAACGGAACCUACGAUGACUCUCUGGUUUACAGAAUGAUCCCUUCGAGCAGUAAGAGUAUCCUGGUGAACAACCUGGCGGCCGGUACACAGUACGACCUGUGUGUGCUGGCCAUCUACGAUGACCUGGUGACCUCCCUGACUGCCACGCGGGUGGUGGGGUGUGUCCGCUUCACCACCGAGCCCCAGUACCUCCGCUGCCACUUCAUGCAGUCCCAGUUCUUGGGAGGGACCAUCGUGGUCAUCAUCGGAGGGAUCAUCGUGGCGUCUGUCUUAGCUUUCAUCAUCUUCCUCAUCGUGAGGUACCGAGUUUGUAACCAAGGCGAUGAGGAUAAGGCUUUGGAGAUGGGUGAGAUCCCAUCUCUGAGCAGUGACGGUCAGCUCCAGGGCUGCGGUGUCCCCAAGGCCAUGUCCAAAUCUCUGUCCAAGCAGAUCCUCCAGCCAGAGAAACCAGAGACGGAGGACAAGGAGUCUCUGAGGGUGGCCCUUCCUCCUCGCAAACCGGUCAAGCAGCAGCAGCAGCAACCCCCAGCCCCAACCACCACCACAUCUACCAAGCCCUCCAUCCCCGACUGCACUGUCUCUACUUCCUCAGCCAGCCACUCCUGGCACCCUGCCUCCCCGGUCACCCUGAGGCAAAAACGGGCCGAUAUCACUGUCGCCGGAGGUUCGAAACCCGGAGAAGCCCGCCGAGCCGAAGGCCAGAUGGAUGUGGAGUUAGAGAACACAAACCGUAAUAACUCGUCAGAAGCCAAAAUGGCUGCUGUUCCUGCCCGUUCCACAAAAUGGACGCCGGUCGCUAGGCGGCCGCGCCCCCCUGGAGCCUCCUCCCACCAUUACAUGACGGUACCAGCAGGGGGUGUGAGGGUGAACCGGCGGCACUCACUGAACGUGGACUCGUACAAGGAGCGCUGCUAUGUCAGCCUGGUACAGCAGCAGCCAAAACCUGGCGGGAGUUUGUGCUCCAAACGCAGUCUGUCCAUGAGUGGAGAAUUGCCCACGUUGGAGAGUGCAAUGGCAAACAUACGCAGAGGCAGAGACAAGCUGUCCCGAUCUGAGUGGCUUCUUGAAAGCACUCUAUGAUCUGGAUUUUACUGGCUUAUAGGCUCUUUGUUUUACUGGAUUGGAUUUGUGGCCCGUCGUGGAGCAUACAAUAACUUUAUGCCUUGUCUUUUAUCUACAAGACCCAUAGAUUCCUCUUGUGUAUCUGAAGACAAGGCAGCAAAACAGGGUUUUAAAAAUGUUUCACAUUUGUUUUUCUACCUAAAAAGCAAAUAUCCUCUCAAAGUCAUCUGUAUAGCGACUUCGGAUAUAACUUUGAUGAAAGGCACAAAGAAAAUGUAUAAAGCAACUUCAUGUACAAAAAUGUUGAGUUGUGUAACAUAUAGGCUAACACGAUACCCGUAAGUGUUCAUAUAGUACUGAAUGCAGUAUUCUUGGAGGUCUAGCAUCAUUUAGAGAGAGGGUGAAAAAGGGAUGGAUGAUCAAGCUUGUUAUAACAUUGCCUGUUACUUAAAGUGAUUACAAUAACUGUGUAGACAAUGAAUGGACAUAUUUCUUGUCGUCAGUUUUUCAGACAGUUGGUGACAUGUCUCAAUUAACUUGGCGGCGGUGUUUGGAGGAAUUGUGAAUGUGCCGAGAUGUAGAACACAAGGUAUCCAGGCUGUGUCCCAAAUGGCGCCCGAUUCUCUUAUAGUGCUCAACCUUUUGACCAGGGCUCUGGUCGAAAGUAGUGCACUAUAUAGAGAAUAGGGUGCCAUUUGGUCCGCACUCCUCAGUCUAGUGACAGAGCUGGAUCUUUUCAUCAGGCCGCACCAGACACACAGCACAAUGCAGCAUUCAUGGCAACCCGUCGGUGUUGAUUGAGCCUAAUACUGCCCUCCGGGUUGAAUCGAUACAUUUUUAUCACGUAAUUACACCUAAAGACUCACGCUCAUAGGAUUCCUGUCGCAACUGACAUGACAGUCUAAACCAACGCAGACAGGAUGACUGGGGCGAUUCCAAUACGUCAACAGGUGGAUGAGGCUCGAUAAAGGAUUGGUGGUCCAUUUUCAUGUUUUUUUUACUAUUAUUAAGACAUCAUUUGUCAUGUCAGGCCAAGAACCGUUGUAAAUUGACUGGUUGGUAAAAGAGAAAACGAAAGCCACAAAACAGUAGUCUAUCUGAGAAGUCGGCUCUUGAUUUUGCUGUUGUUUCUGUUUGAUGUUUACCAGUAUAAAUAAACCAAUGAGAAAAAUCUAUCUAAUGUAGAAAAUACCUGUACAGUUAUUGCUUGUGACAUCCAUUUGCCAGGUCUCUACUGUAGCUUUCUUAAGUCCUAUCACAUGAAAUGCAACACUGAGGACACAGCAGAAGUCAUUUCAGUUUCAGCUCCAUUUUCCAGGCACCGUCUGACACUAACCCUUCUGAAGUCUGACAACAUAACAUGCAGAGGGAUACCUAGCCCACAUUUUGGUAGAUAGAAUCUAUCUCAAACUACCUUCAAUCUUGAGUCAUGACUGACAAAAGAAAU